Messenger RNA from Salvia splendens (bonfire salvia), 778 nucleotides. RefSeq lists its product as uncharacterized. Lineage: Eukaryota; Viridiplantae; Streptophyta; Magnoliopsida; Lamiales; Lamiaceae. Gene Ontology annotation, cellular component: mitochondrion. The record is from RefSeq and is a predicted model, not a curated record. The transcript is spliced from 2 exons. Bases 423 to 668 code for a protein of 81 amino acids.
UAUGUCAACGAAUAGUUAUCACAUUUAAUUUUUAUUAUUUUAAUAAAUAGACUCUACAUUUUAUUUAGUAUAUUUUAUCAUAAAAUAGUUUUUAUAUAUAUACAAAAUUUAAAAGUAUAAUUCACAUUCUAUUAACUUUGUCAUUUACUUUAUAUUUCUUGAAAUCCGAGUUGAUCAAAAUAAGACAACUAUUGGAGUAAUUAAUUUUGCAAACGAAGCAACUAUUACUACGAAUAUAGUCUAUAGUGAUAAAUGAAAAUGGGCUCGAGCAGAUCCGCCAGCCCACUGGCUCAUAGUGAUAAAUGUUUUAAAUGGGCUCGAGCAGGUUCGCCAGCCCACUGGUUCAGCAGUAAAUCAAUUGAAAUGUGUGUGUUUGUGUGUGUGUGUGUGUGAGAGAGAGAGAGAGAGAGAGAGAGAGAGAGAUGGUUGUAGCGUUGGAUUUGCAGGAUUUUCUUCUUCGAGCUAGGGUUUUGAAGCUCUACAGACAUGCUCUCAGGAUUUCGCGGAGAGCUCCUCCUGAUUCCAAAGAUGAAGUGAGACAGAUUAUCAGACAAGAGGUGGAAAACAAUAGGACUUGCAAAGACAAACAGAGGAUUAGGUUUUUUAUCAGCGACGGACAGGAGAGGCUGAAGCGUUUAGACGAGACCCUUGAUAUGCAAGGACGAUAGCAUGAGAGAUUCAUGUUUGUAAUUUGCUUCACUGUGUGUAGUGUACAAGAUGUUAUUUAUACAAUGACACAACUUUAUUCAUUGAAAUUACAAUCUAUUGGAGUUCAAAA